This is a messenger RNA of Fusarium odoratissimum NRRL 54006, 6883 nucleotides long. RefSeq lists its product as uncharacterized. Gene Ontology annotation, cellular component: nucleus; cytoplasm; TSC1-TSC2 complex. The coding region runs from base 522 to 5360 and encodes 1612 amino acids. NCBI's taxonomy places the organism in Eukaryota, Fungi, Ascomycota, Sordariomycetes, Hypocreales, Nectriaceae. Gene Ontology annotation, molecular function: GTPase activator activity. The record is from RefSeq and is a predicted model, not a curated record. Gene Ontology annotation, biological process: negative regulation of TOR signaling; positive regulation of GTPase activity; regulation of small GTPase mediated signal transduction. The transcript is spliced from 2 exons.
AUUGUCUUCCCAAAGUUAGGUGGGUGGUAUUCCCCAAGCGCAAACUUUACCAACUUAACCACCAUCUGCCAACAUCGUCUCCCAUUCUUCAAUAUUCUCUCAUCCCUCCAGCCUCAUAAAAUCAAAUCGCUUCAUACAUCCGUCAUAGCAACCCAGUCAGUGAUCGAGCACCUCGCGCGCUAGCCAGUGUGUCGUUCUGCGAGUCCUGGCCUCUUUUUCUCGCCUUUGCAUCCCGCCGAUCUGCCCACCGUCUGGUGCCAUCCCGGAUCUUCGUCCACCUCCGCGCUAUUGGAUCACACUUAUCGUUAUCAUCACUCCUUCUGGUCCCUGACUGAAUCUGCACGAUACACAUUCUCGCACUCGAAGCCCGACGUCAUCUACGACCUUCCUUGAUCAUUUAAUGAACACGCCUUAUCCCGUGUACACACGCAACUUCUUACAGGCCCAUAUCAGGCCUAGGUAGCACAUGUUUGGCCGCCUCACUUAGUCACCAAGACUCCAACGAGACUUCACACGAGCACAUGUCACCGCAGCCAGGAGAUGGUCCAUCAUCCCCAGAUACGUCCCGUCAGGGUGGCCUUGCCCAUGUCCUCCGGGGUCUGACAAGUUCUAAGCUCUCCAAAUCCUCACCGUCUAUAGCAUCACCCUCUUCAGCGAACGCCCAACCGACCGCCGAGUUCGUCCAUGCUCCAGCCCCAGCCGUCUCCCCAAACCCACCUCAUGGGCUGUCUUCUAGUCACAUGGAGUCCUUUGAGCUUCUCAAGAAUGGCUCACCCAACGAGCGCAUUGCUGCCGCCAACUCGUUGAAAUACGCAAUUGCCGAGUACCCUCUCAAUCCUGUCCUGGAUAUUUGGUAUGCUGCAAAAGACCUUAUCGAUCCCGCAAAACCUGCAGCAGCACGAGCAGCUGGUUGGGAGCUCCUCACGGAGUGUGUGAAGCACGAGGCCUCUUCUGAUCUCGAACGGCAAGAAUAUUUCACGACUCUAUCAGCUCCUGCAAACUCGGAAGAUUUUCACCUACAGUUGGCUGCUCUUGUUGACCUGACCCGGCGGGGCCGAAUUUUGACAGGCUUCGAUUAUGAGCUUCUUCCUCUUUUGACUAAUUGGUUAUGGGAAUCUUACAAUGUGGUGCGUGCAGCUAGAAGGAAAGCGUCCCGGAGUUCAAAGGGCGCUUCUCGAAAUCGUGCUGUCGCUUCUGGUGAAGAAAAAAACCUCGCUCAGUUAUUCAAUUUUCUCAUCGACGUCAUCAAGUUCAGCUUCAACAAUGCAGAUGAAUCUGCUGUGACAGGAUUGAUCGAUCGAUUACUGGCAAUUUGCAUGAGCACGAGCGUUGAAGAGGAUCUCAGAUCGAGCAUAGCGGUCAUUGAUGCAAUUGUGACAUUUGGGUCUAUACCAGAAGAUAAGCUCAAAGGCUGUGUUCAAGUGCUCAGCUCUAUCUAUUGUAUGGUGGGAAGCCUUCAGAAGGACUCCUGGAACACGCUCUCAAAUCUGUUCAAAAGCCAUAAUGGACAGGCGACCAUCCGCAUUUUAUUGGAUAUUCUACGAAAUAAUCCUACGGAUGGGGCCAAGGAGAAGGAUGUCAACCGAGAGAUACGCGGCGCCCUUGCCGUACUGCAAAAGGUUCUGUCCAAAAGCCCGGAGAACGGCUAUCCGGGGAUACCUUUCGCAUUACUGGCGGAUGGUCUUGCCAUAGUUGCGAAAACUGGCACUUCCAUUAAAACUUUGACGGCUAUUCUUCAGUUGCUUAAUGCUCUAUUUGACGGUGGCGAUGGCCAUAUACACCGUUUGAUCAUCGACGAGGACUGGUCCGUAAUACUCGAGGCUGCCGCGACAUGCUCCAAACGAGCAAUACCUGGGCCGCGCGACUCUGAUGGAUACCGCAGUCCUAUCAGGGACGAGAAGCCUGAGGAAGCUCUGAUCCGAGAACUUAUAAUCCUCAUCAAGCAGCUUGAUGUGCUCAUUAACCAAAAGUCGGAUGUGUUUGUUCCUCGGGCAACCAUUAUUUCGUUUCUAACCGAAGUCCAUCAGUUCCUCCCUGACGAAACUGCAUCGUCUGUCUUGAAUUACUUUCAGCAGUUCAGAUGUUGUUCACCUUCAGAUCUCCAAUGGGAGGAAAAUCUAACCUUGGUUUUAAAAGGAUUCUUUGGCAACAGAGAUCGGUCCUCACAGAUUAGGCUUCGAGCCUUGGAAACCAUCAUGGACGCUUACGAAGUCGUGGAUCUAGUGGGCGAUGACCCCGAAGAGAGCUUCAUCCCGCAACUGGCCAAGAGCAUCCUUCAAGAUGUUUCUGAAGAGACGGAUGUGUUGGUCCUCGAAGGAAUCAUGUCGCUCAUGGUCUCAGUUGUAGUAUCUUGUGACAUGGAAUUAUUCGAUUAUAUCGUCGAUGCCCUUCGAGGCAUCGUCAUUGGCGACAGGCUCAAAUCACCGAUUCCAUCGUCAGCAUCUCAUAGCCCAUUCGCUCAAGGAUCUUCCGAAGAACACCUGCCACAAGGACAGUCGCCCUCAAACGUGGUUGCCAAGGGAUACGUGAAGAUAUUUGUGCAGACUAUGGAUUAUGACAGUGGGAAAUCCUUGAGGCUAUACCAUGCGUUGAUAAACAUUGUGAAGUCGAGUCACUGCGAGGUCGAUGCUCGGUUGACCGCUAUGAAGCUCUUAUUUAGGCUGCGUGCCGAUUGGGCCAACCGAAUUUUCAUCACAAAGACACUUGAGACUAAUUUUGUUGCCGCCUCCUUGUGUCGAACCCCGGAAACAUACGCCAAGAAGCAGGCUGAGGAGGCUGCACAGUCUAUACGCUUGUUAAGAAAUGAACAUGGUGGGUCGUCCAGGUCUGCUCGCGGUAUUUCGUUCAGCCAAGGGCAAGGCCAUGAAAGAGGCAUGCCCGUUCGGUCUGCAAGCGUCGCUGCUGGAAGUGGCCUGCUCGGCAGUAGUGGUAGUGCAGCUCGCUAUCAUCAGCUUUGGAGCCUUCCGGACCCAGAGGCUCUGCCUGAAUCCGUGACCGGCGUGUUUAGUCCAGUUCUGGUUUCUCACAGCCCUGGCUCCGCUGAACUCGUGAUGGGGGAAGAAGUACAAAAGACCAAAACGAAUAUUGAGGCUACUGCCCUCGAUAUUGCCGCUUGGCUCGAGGCUGUCCUCGGCUUGUUGCACGGUUGCGACUGGGAGGUGUACAGUUUUGCACUGGUUCACCUUCCAUCACAACUCAGCAACCAUGCCAUUUUCAGAGACGCCAUUCCCCAGAUUCAGGAGCUGCGAAGACUCAUUUGCGAGCAAAUCCGAACCAACUCCUUUCAGGAGCCUCCAAAUGCAUCAGGCUUGAGGCGAGCUGACGUGGCGAUUUGUCUCUUCCACAGUUUAACGAUGAUUCUCAGUUACCAUGACCACUUUCAAAAGGGCGAUGAGGAUGAAAUAGUCAAAACAUUUGUUCAUGGCAUCGCCACUUGGGAGCGGAGUGCAAAAUGCUGCAUCCAUGCCUUGUCCAUAUGCUGUCAUGAAUUGCCACUCUCAACAAGCAAAUCACUGGUUCAGCUAUUGACCAAAAUGUCUACUAUCAUCACCCAGCCGCAUGUCUCCAUCCAUAUCCUCGAGUUCCUGGCUUGUCUGAGCCGUUUACACAACGUGUAUGUCAACUUCAGAGAAGAGGAAUACAAGAUUGUGUUUGGAAUUUGCAUUCGCUAUCUGCAAUCUGUGAGGGACAAAAAGGCUUCCAACAGGAACAGUCAUGCCAGCGAACCGUCUACCCCAGCAACCUCAACGGGCAACCUUUCGGAUGCCAUACACCCAAGCGCAACAGACGAUUUACCACAGUAUGUGUAUGCAUUAGCAUACCAUGUGAUACUCUUCUGGUUCCUUGCGUUAAAACUGCCAGACCGGGCCACCUUGGUUGGGUGGCUUGUCCGGAACAUAUACAACGAGAUUGAAGAUGCGCACACAGAUAACGAACAAGCACUCACUUCGAUCGACUUCAUGCAAAGGUAUACAUACGCUGACGUGGAGGAAUCAUCCCAAGACCCUCUCUUUACAUCGGAUCGAUUCGGAGAGAUCAUAAAGAAGAGAUGGUUGGUUGGUUACAGCAUCGUCACCGUAAAUCAGGCCACGACCACUGGCUGGGCUCAAAUUGUCAAGAGACAGCCUUCAGGCACCUCGGCCUUCACGAUUCGAGAAACGUUUGAUCCACCGCCUCCGCAUCAAACACCCAAUUACGUGGAUAUUAGCAGGGAGGGACAAGUCUCGACGAAUACUAUCUUGCCCAGUCACAUCAUGGUACAACUGAUGUCGUCCAUCCCUCAAGGUCAUGAUCUAGCGCGACCUAUUCCGCUCCCUGAGGAUGAUGCCGUUGAAAGAGCCAUUCGAGUCUUUGAUCGAAGCUCUACUGUUGAUGGGCACAAAGUCGGCGUCAUAUACAUUGGAGAGGGACAGACUGAUGAAGUCGAGAUUCUUGGGAAUGUGUCUGGUAGCAGCGAUUACAUGGAGUUCCUCAACAAUCUUGGCACAUUGACCAAGCUCAAGGGAGCGACGUUCAACACUCAUGGACUCGAUCGCGAAUUUGACUCUGAUGGCCAGUAUACUUUUUGCUGGCGAGAUCGUGUCACAGAAAUCGUGUUUCACGUCACCACACAGAUGCCUACGAACCUGGAACAUGACCCACGUUGCACAAUGAAGAAACGCCAUAUUGGCAAUGAUUUUGUUAACAUUGUGUUCAACGAUUCAGGUCUGCCUUUCAGAUUUGAUACUUUCCCGGGCGACUUCAAUUUUGUCCAUAUUGUCAUUACACCAGCGUCAAGGGCUUCGUUUAUUGCUGCUAGAGACGCGUCCAAACACAGUCAGCCCUUUUAUCGCGUUCAGGUCUUGAGCAAGCCAGGUUUCCCUGAGAUCUCGCCCGCUUCAGAGAUGAAGAUUGUAUCACUUAAAGCUCUCCCAGGUCUGAUCCGUUUGUUGGCUCUUAAUGCUUCGGUGUUCUCUCACGUCUGGGCUAAUCGUGAGGGUGGUGAGCAUGUCAGCUCGUGGAGAAGUCGCCUCCGUGCUAUCAAAAGGCUUCGGGAGAAGUACACACCUUCAAAAUCUGGGCAAAUAACACCCUCGGCCUCACAGAACUCAUCUCUCGGGGGCGCACCUCCGUUACACCAACAACAGCCGCUCCUGCCACAGGGAGAUAUAUCGUCGUCGCGACCAGCCAGCACCGUCCGCGAUAGCUUUACGAGUCUACGUCGCACAAGUGUAGCCACCUUUUUCACAAGCACAAGUGAGCAGACCUCACAUCGAUCCUCAAUGUUGUCAUCAUCUACAACAACAAAUGACACUGAGAUUGGUCCAUUUCACGCGCAAGAUUCACACACUGACACCGUCGACUUUUCCAAAUGGGCCUAAAAAAAAUGUGCUAUUAAACGGGGCGCGGGAAACGUGAAGGAAGGAGUUACAUUAGCAAAAUCAUUAUGUUUUUCAAAAAAGGGCGGAGGCGUCUGUCUAUAUAUUAGGUGUCAUGGAGGGGGGGUUCAAAAGUUUUUGCUCUAGGUCACACUUGAUGUUUGCCUGUUCUAUCCCUAUUUCAAGUCUGUUUUCCUGUCUAUUUCUGCUUACAGCCCACUUCGAUAUACCCUGGAGCUGUGUCUCGCUCGAAGUAGAACAUUAUUAGACUGCUAGAAGACAUUUAAUGGUCUUGCCAAUAUUACUUGAUAGUACUCACCUUAAGAAAGUGGUUGUUGGAGCAAAUCACUUUUCUGAAAGCCUGCAGGCUUACGCAUCCACGUACAGAGCUCAUCCGACCUGAUCAGCCGAUGCAAAAUAUUUCGUCGUACAACGCUGCUGCGUAGUUGAGAGGCUGUUGUGUAACCAACGCUCAGUCUGCUUAAACCCGCCUAUCAAAACCCCAUAUCGUUUGGUAGACUGCAGUGUCUCGUUGUCGCAACCCGCCUGGUUGCAUGACUGCCUGGGAUGUUUGUCAGCCCAAACGGGCUGGCUCAUGUUGAUCCACUAGCAGCAAGUAAGGUCACCGUUACACAAGUGCGGCGCGUGUAGUAUUUUGCGGUCAAAACCUCAUCCAAAAGCAGUAGGCAAUUCACAAGCUUUAGCUGUUGCUUGACAUAAGAGCCUUGGCGGUUGGGCGGUAUACGAAGACGGUAGCACAGGAUCAGAGGCUGGGCUCAUUUGUAAGCAAAUGAGGGUUUAAGGAUAGUGACAUGAGUGAAAGAGCCAAUAGGGAUUAUAAGAUGCAUGCAUUAAGGGGUUAUUCUGCGUUGGCAACGUAGGGAUAGCAGGAGCACUGCAGGCAGAUCACACAUGGUGAUUUGCUAUCGCAGGGUUCCGAAGUAGGAUGGCAAAAUCCAACAGUCUUUUGUCGCACGUCAGCAGCUGAUAGAAGCGCACAAUCCAGAAUCGGUUCAUUCUGCUAGAUUCCCGGUAAUAUCCUAGUCGUAAAAUCAGGUUGUGGAUUAAAACGAGACUUGUUGGCUAAUACCAAUGUUUGACGAGGGCAAAUAGUUGCUCUUGCGUAAGGUAGCUUUUUGCGGUUGCCUAGAUAAGUGGUUGCGCCAUGAUAUAGUCAAACACGUCGGCCGACGCAGUAUGCUGCUGUUCGUGGGAUUUUGCUUGUCAAAUCGUAUCAUGAUGUCUUUGGAUGAUGUAGAAAAGGAGGAUAUAAGUUGUAACUCUGCGCCAAGUGUCGUAAAAGCCAGAUAAGAAAAACGGUACCUAAGAUAAAGCUGCAAGAGGCGUGUCCUCGGGAGCUGUAUUUGAGUUUUCAGCUCGGAAUAAAUUCGUUGAAUCACACCUCUUCCUUCUACCGGCUGUUUUUGGCAGGAUUGUUGAUCAUGUUCAUAUUGUGUGGCCCCUGGUGUGAUGGAGAUUCAUUCCUAGGCUUUGCGCCAAAGCUCUUUGUAUUCUGCCCAUUUGCA